Molecule: messenger RNA, 1851 nt
Organism: Nerophis lumbriciformis (worm pipefish)
Lineage: Eukaryota; Metazoa; Chordata; Actinopteri; Syngnathiformes; Syngnathidae
Source: RefSeq, a predicted model, not a curated record
AUGGCAGAGUGGAACGCUUACUUCCGGAAUGAGGAUGACGAUGAAGCACAGGAGGAGGGAGAACAACCACAAGGUGUCCUGAAUGCAACUUUCGCAGAUUUUAAAGUCACAGGGCGAGACUGUAUUGUUUUCUUGGUGGAUGCCUCAAAGGAAAUGUUCAUCAAGGGAGAAGAUGGGGCGCCGUCUAAUUUUGAUAUGACCAUGCAGGUGGUGCGCAGCGUGUACACCACAAAGAUCAUUAACAGUCCGGGAGACCUUGUAGCGUUGGUUUUUUACGGCACCAAGCAGAGUCAAGACCCUACCAACUCUUUCAAGCAUGUGUACGUCUACCACAACCUGAGUGAACUUGGUGCAAAGCGAGUGCAGCAGGUGGACGCAUUACGGGGAGACAAGGGUGCCUUGUUGGCGGCAGAGACAAUGGGCAGUGACGAGACAUCACUGUGCGACGCCCUGUGGUGCUGCGCUAACCUGUACCGAGACUGCAAACAACGUCUGGGGAGCAAGCGCCUCUUAAUCUUCACCUGCAGGGACCAACCGCACGGUGGUGACGCUGCCAAAGAUCGACAGGCUCGCACUCAAGCCAGCGACCUCAGAGAGACUGGGGUCAUCAUAGAACUAAUGCACUUGAUGAAAGGAGGCGGCUUUGAUGUUUCCCUCUUCUUUCGCGAUAUCGUAAGUCCACCAGACGAUGAAAGUGAACUGGGCCUGCAGACAGAGCCUUGUGAAAAACUGGAAGACCUCCAGAAGAGGGUGCGAGCCAGGGUGCAGAAGAAGAGAGCAAUGGCCAGGCUCAAUCUGUGUCUCGGAGAGGGCGUAAACGUGGCGGUGGGAAUGUACACUGUUGCAGUGACUGCUCGCAAACCAGCCCCCAUCAGGCUGUACAGGGAAAGCAAUGAGUCGGUCCGUAGCAAAACUCGCACCUUCCAUACACAAACAGGAAGCCUGCUGCUGCCCAGUGAGAUAAAGAAAGCUCAGGUUUAUGGUAACAAGCAGAUAGUGAUGGAAAAAGAUGAAGUGGACGCCAUCAAAAAGUUUGACGAUCCGGGUUUGUUUUUGAUCGGAUUCAAACCCAUGGAAAAGCUCAAACUGCACCACCAUAUUCGUCCCGCUGUCUUCCUCUAUCCCGAGGAGGGCGAGGUGAAAGGAAGCUCCUGUCUGUUCUCGGCACUGUUGACCAAGUGCAUGGAGAAGAACGUCUUUGCUCUCUGCCGCUGUAUUUCCCACAGAAAUUUCCCACCUAGAUUUGUUGCCUUGGUGCCUCAGAAAGAGGAACUGGAUGAACGGAAGGUGCAGACCACGCCACCAGGUUUUAAUGUCAUCUACCUGCCGUAUGCUGAUGAUUUUCGUAAUCUGGAUCCACCACAGACCCCCUGCGCUUCAGCUGAACAGGUGAACAAGAUGAGGGAAAUUGUGCAGAAGGUGCGCUUCAAAUACAGGAGUGAGGCAUUUGAGAAUCCAGUCAUCCAACAACACUACAGGAACUUGGAGGCCUUGGCUCUGGACAUGAUGGCUCCAGACGACAUAGAGGACCUCAUAAUGCCAAAGGUGGACCAGAUUGACGGCCGGCUGGGUCCUCUGGUUCAGGACUUCAAGGAUCUUGUCUACCCUGCAGAUUACAACCCGGACAUCAAACCUUCUGCCAAACGCAAAGCAGAUUCUGGCGGUACAGCAGAGAAAAAGCCCAAAGUGGAGCUGUCAGAAGAUGACCUGCGAAUCCACAUCCAGAAUGGCACUCUGGGAAAGAUGACUGUCCCAUUGCUCAAAGAGGCCUGCAAGCAGUUUAAAAUUCGAACCACUGGCACCAAGAAGCAGGAGCUGAUAGAUGCCCUGAUUAACCAAAUGUCCACAUGA